GUCGUCGAGUCUUCUAGGAGUUUGGGGAACGCCGGCCCGAGUACCCCGAGUGUGUAGUCAUGUCGGCGUCGGUAGUGUCGGUUAUCUCGCGGUUCUUAGAAGAGUACUUGAGCUCCACUCCGCAGCGUCUGAAGUUGCUGGACGCGUACCUCCUGUAUAUACUGCUGACCGGGGCGCUGCAGUUCGGUUACUGUCUCCUCGUGGGGACCUUCCCCUUCAACUCUUUCCUCUCGGGCUUCAUCUCAUGUGUGGGGAGUUUCAUCCUAGCGGUUUGCCUGAGAAUACAGAUCAAUCCACAGAACAAAGCGGAUUUCCAAGGCAUCUCUCCAGAGCGAGCCUUUGCUGAUUUUCUCUUUGCCAGCACCAUCUUGCACCUUGUUGUCAUGAACUUUGUUGGCUGAAUCAUUCCCAUAUGCUUAAUUGAGGAGUAGGAGACUGGAAGAAUGUUCAUUUUUUUAUUUUCCUGGAUAAGAGUUCUUGAGAUGGCAGCCUGUUGGACAUGUGCUUCAAGAUUUGUACUUCUACGAACUCCGAUUUGGCAUGCAGUUGGAGAGCCCAGAGAAGUUUCUAUCAGAACAACUUUGUAAUGAACACUUAUUAAUCUGACUUCUGCUUUCCAUAAGUGUAACCUUUUGCCCUCCAAAUUAAAAAACUCCCUGCCACAAAAAAAAAAAAAAAAAAAAAAGGAAA
Messenger RNA from Carlito syrichta (Philippine tarsier), 690 nucleotides. RefSeq names its product dolichyl-diphosphooligosaccharide--protein glycosyltransferase subunit DAD1. The transcript has a single exon. Bases 60 to 401 code for a protein of 113 amino acids. Gene Ontology annotation, biological process: protein N-linked glycosylation. Lineage: Eukaryota; Metazoa; Chordata; Mammalia; Primates; Tarsiidae. Gene Ontology annotation, cellular component: membrane; oligosaccharyltransferase complex. The record is from RefSeq and is a predicted model, not a curated record.